Chara braunii is the source of this 1439-nucleotide messenger RNA. Lineage: Eukaryota; Viridiplantae; Streptophyta; Charophyceae; Charales; Characeae. The record is from the annotation of a GenBank genome assembly.
GGCCGCGGGAGAGGCAGGUGGUCGAACUGCGGUCGGUACUGGAUGGAGACGCCACCUCCUCCCCCUCCACCUGGCCAACCACCAAUGGCUCCUACUCCCUAUCUGCAACCAGGGAAUCCGUUUCUCCCGCCUUUCGGAGCGGCGAUGAAUCCUUACGGAUACUCUAUUCCGCCUAGCUACGUGAAUGCUCAGCCGGUGGCGCAGUGGCAGCUGGCUGGCUCAUCUUCUGCACCGGCUCAAGCCAGGGGACAGUUCAACCAGGGUUAUGGCAGGGGAGUGGGCGGUUUCCAACCACGCGCUUUCUUUACACGAGAACACGCGGACUUCAUUGAGAAGCUGAAACUAAAGGACGCUGUUGAGGAAGCCCAAAAGAAGGAUCUUGAAGAAAUCACAAGACUGAAAGGGUUUGGGAUGGGGUCAGAAAAGAAAAAGGAGCAGCCAAGAGAAAGUGAGAGGAGGGAAAAGAGUAGGAGGUCCGGGAAGGACAUAGGGAAGAAUAGAAGUGUUGAAGAAGGGAAAGAGGAUGAAUUGAAGAAAUGGGUAGCUACGAACUUUGGGGGAUCCUUGAAGAUACUAUCGGAGAAAUUGGAAGAAGUUGACAAAAAGUCGAAACUGAAGGAGGACGAGUUGGAGGAAGUGAGGAUGCUACGAGCAGAGAAAGAACCGAGGGACUUAAGAGAGAAUUCUAGUUCGGAGAAGAGGAAGCGGGAAAUUUCCUCACCAGCACGACCCUUGAAAGGGAAGAGUAGAUCCCGGUUUGUGCUCUUGAGGAGGAAGGGAAAGGAGAAGGAGAAGUCACCGAAGCCAGUAGAAGUGUCAUCGGAUGAAGAUAGGAGCAGGAAUGGAAGAGAUGCAGUGGUGCAAAACCUGAGCGGGAAGUUGGAGAGGUCAAGCGGGGGAUCCAAGGAUAUGGCUGAACUGAAAAGUUUGUUAUUUGAGCUGCUGGCUGAAAAAGGACGUGACGCGAGCAGUAGUAAUGCGGCUGAGGGACAGACUGGGAAACCCGAGACAGAAGAGCUAGGGCGCAGGCAACAAGAAGGAGACGCAGUGGAACCCCCUAAGAAGGUUGAGGGGAUUGGUAAAAAUAUCGAAGGUGAGCAAGAGGAAGGCUCGCUGGGGCUCUAUUUUAAAGACAGGGUUAUUUAUUACGAUGCCAUGCAUUACACAAAGAUACAGGCUCUACGUAAGAAAAAGGGAAUCCCUUACAAACGGAAAGAAGGGGGUGUUUGGGAGCUGGCAAGACUGGACUUUGAAGUUUUGCUGAAAUUGGGUAAGGAGGAGGAGAUAGAGGACGAGAAAGAAGAAGGAAAGAAAAGCGAUGAGGAGGAGAGUGCCGACACCUGUAGUUCGGAGUCGGAAGAGGAGUCGCAAGGGGAUGAUCUCGCGGGAAACUGAGUUUGGCCAGCAAGAGGUCCUUAUUGAGGGUCUGCAGGAGACUA